Molecule: messenger RNA, 947 nt
Organism: Phalaenopsis equestris
Lineage: Eukaryota; Viridiplantae; Streptophyta; Magnoliopsida; Asparagales; Orchidaceae
Exons: 3
Coding region: 596-913 (105 amino acids)
Biological process (GO): regulation of DNA-templated transcription
Molecular function (GO): DNA-binding transcription factor activity
Source: RefSeq, a predicted model, not a curated record
GAAACGAGGUCGGGAAACCAAGGGAAACGCUUUCGUAGAUUCCCGAGGGAAUUUAGAUGGAAGUGAUGUAGUAUCAGAGGAACCAGACAACUAGAGAACAAACCUGCAAGUGAAGGAGCAGGUCGAGAUUUUCGUUUCUCCUCCAAAUUUGCGAAAAGCUCUGGUUGCCCAUCGGAUUCCUUUAUGACCUCUAAUGGCGGAAUCAUUUUGUCUGCGUUAGUGGAGCUUUCUGUUUCAACAAGGGUUUAGAGAGGAGCUUUUGGCUCGCUUUACCAGCUCGCUUUCCGCUCCGGCAAAGCGCUCGCUGUGUUCGGGCUGCUUGAUAUGGGCGCGAGCUGGAGUCCGACAGUAGUGUUGAGCGGGAUAUUGGAGCCGGAAGGGAAGAGGAGGGGGCGGGGGCUGAGGACGAUGCAGGCCGGGAGAGCGUCUGGUCGUGGAAGCUAGGUCGGUUGGUGCUACGGAAGGAUGAAAGCUGCGUGUGAACUUGUUUUAAACGGUCGGAGAUUGUUGUAGUAGGUUUUAAGGCGCUGCGAUUGAUCUUGAGCUGGGGUUUUCGUCGCAGGUGUUUGUGGUGCUGUUUUAUUGAAUCGGAUUGAUGGGGUUUGAGAUGAGAGAGGCGUUGAGGCGUCUUUGCGACGAGAUUGGGUGGUCGUAUGCUGUCUUCUGGAGGGCGGUCGGCUUUCCAAGUCCUAUGCAUUUGGUCUGGGAUGAUGGGCAUGGGCUUGGGAAGCUGCAAUUUUCAGGGAGCAAUGAUGUAAAUUCUCAUUUCAGUUAUUUGGCUGAAUUCCAAUCACUGGGAGAGGGCAGCAUAGAUGAGCUGGUUAUCAAGUCCAUGGUACCACAGGUCCAUGUUAUAGGAGUUGGGAUUGUGGGGGCAGGCCGCUUGUACUGGAAACCAUUGUUGGAUUCUUAGAAAUGUGGCUGGUGACUGUGAAUCCACAUUGAAG